Messenger RNA from Paraglomus brasilianum, 276 nucleotides. Lineage: Eukaryota; Fungi; Glomeromycota; Glomeromycetes; Paraglomerales; Paraglomeraceae. The record is from the annotation of a GenBank genome assembly.
AUGAGAGGCAACAAAGGCAGAAAAAACUAUCACUAUCAAAGGUUAGCACUGGGGCAUGAUAAAGAAUUUGCUACUGUGGUUUACUCUCAAAAUUUUUAUUUUGCCAAACCUAUGAGAGAUAUGCCAUCAUCUCCAGGAGUAGCUCCAGGAGAAACAACGAUGCUGCCAAACCAUUAUCAUCAAGUUCAGAGAUGCCAGUUGAUGUGGAAAGCAUGGGGUAUAGUAAAGAUAUUGCUAGUUCCAGGGAUGGUACCCGCCUCAUCAAAUAUUACUUGA